Messenger RNA from Cajanus cajan (pigeon pea), 3049 nucleotides. Its product is annotated as leucine-rich repeat receptor-like protein kinase PXC1. Lineage: Eukaryota; Viridiplantae; Streptophyta; Magnoliopsida; Fabales; Fabaceae. The record is from RefSeq and is a predicted model, not a curated record. Gene Ontology annotation, biological process: protein phosphorylation. Gene Ontology annotation, molecular function: protein kinase activity; ATP binding.
UACCCACGAUGUCACAAUAUUUGUAGCAACAAAUAUUUCUUAUUCAUGAACAACUCAGUUACCAAAUAACAAUAUGGAACAAUACAUCAUGCAGGAUCCGAUAAUAUGAAAGCUGUCACAUUAUGUCACUAUGAUUAAUAAUUUAACAAACCAUAUUAAUGUAAUAUAAUAAUAAUACCCACAAAGAAAUUGAAAAACCUUGUUCAGACCGAUCCUAUCAAUCAUUAUGUUCAUCAUCUUGGCACAACUUUUCCUUGUCAAAUUCGUCAAACUCUGAAACUAUUAGAGACAAAAGAGGGUAUGAUAUCAUUAUUCACAGUGCUAAAACCUGGUUGGUUGGUUCCAAGAUCCAUGUCAAGUUCUUUUGUGCAAUUUCAUCCAUCAUCAUGAGCUUGGCCCUUAACAUAAGUUUUUUUUGUGUGGUCAUGUUUGUGUCAUUCAAAUUCAGCAUGGUUUUGUGCAUUAAAAUUGAGGAAUUCUACCCAGGAGAAAGAGAUGCUUUGAUGCUCAUAAGGGAUUCUUUGAAUUCUUCUGUGGAUUUGCAUGGGAAUUGGACGGGUCCUCCUUGUAUAGACAAUCAUAGCAGAUGGAUUGGCAUCACUUGUUCAAAUUGGCAUGUUGUUCAAAUUGUUCUUGAAGGGGUUAACCUUAGUGGUUACUUGCCUCAUACAUUCCUUCAAAACAUAACUUUCUUGAGCCAACUUGACUUCAGAAACAAUGCACUUUUUGGACCAGUGCCCAGUCUCAAGAAUUUGACGUUUUUGGAACAAGUUUUGCUAUCAUCCAAUCAUUUCUCAGGGUCAAUUCCUGUGGAGUAUGUUGAACUUCCUAGUCUAGAGGUUUUGGAGUUGCAAGAGAAUUACUUAGAUGGUCAAAUUCCACCAUUUGAUCAAGCAUCCUUGACAAGUUUUAAUGUGUCAUAUAAUUAUCUUUCAGGGCCUAUUCCUGAAACUUCUGUGCUGCAACGGUUUCCUGAUAGUUCAUUCGGUAAUAAUUCAGGUCUUUGUGGAAAGCCAUUGGAUAACCCAUGUCCUAUUGAACCUCCAUCUCCAUCUCCAUUUUAUGCACCACCUCCUUUUGUUGUUCCUCCAAGUUCACCAAUGGAACCAAAUAAGAAGAGGCUUCAUGCAUGGAUUGUUGCUUUGAUUGGUGCUGCAUCUGCAUUUUUUCUACUUUCUCUGAUAAUUAUUAUUGCUUUCUUGUUUCUUAAAAGAAGAAGAACAAGUGGAAAAGAACCAAGAAGGAAUGAUUCAACAGGGUAUGUUUUUGGGGCAUGGGCAAAGAAGAUGGUGUAUUAUGCUGGAAACAGUGAUGUUUCUGAAAGGAUUGGGAAAUUGGAAUUUUCCAACAAGAAAAUGGCAGUUUUUGACUUGGAUGAUUUAUUAAGGGCAUCAGCAGAAGUGCUUGGAAGAGGGAACUUAGGCAUUACAUACAAAGCAACACUUGAAACUGGAAGUGUUGUUGCAGUGAAGAGACUUAACCACGUGAAUGAACUGAGCAAGAGGGAAUUUCUCCAGCAGAUGCAAUUGCUAGGACAGAUGAAGCAUGAAAAUCUUGUAGAAAUCGUCUCCUUCUAUUAUUCAGAGGAGCAAAAGCUGGUCAUAUAUGAAUUUACCUCUGAUGGCUCUUUGUUUGAAUUUCUACAUGAGGGUAGAGGACUAGGAAGAAUACCACUUGAUUGGACAAAAAGACUUUCUAUAAUCAAAGAGAUUGCAAAGGGUCUUGCUUUCCUCCAUCAUUCUUUGCCUCAGCACAAGGUCCCUCAUGCCAACCUCAAAUCAUCCAAUGUCCUAAUCCAUGAAGACAGUAAAGGGUACCAUUCCAAGCUCACAGACUAUGGUUUCUUGCCUCUACUCCCAGCCAAACAGAAUGCAGAAAAGCUAGCCAUAAGGAGGUCACCAGAGUUUGUUCAAGGGAAGAGGCUGACACACAAAGCUGAUGUUUAUUGCUUUGGUAUCAUCAUGCUAGAGAUCAUAACUGGCAAAAUCCCUGGUCAUGUCAUAGGUGAAAUUGAGGAAACAACUAAUGAUCUUUCAGAUUGGGUGAGAACUGUGGUCAACAAUGAUUGGUCCACAGACAUAUUGGACUUGGAAAUACUAGCAGAAAAAGAAGGGCAUGAUGCAAUGCUGAAGCUGACAGAGUUAGCUCUAGAGUGCACAGAUGUGACACCAGAGAAACGGCCUAAGAUGAGUGUAGUAUUGAUGAGAAUAGAAGAGAUAGAGCAAAUGAGAAAAGAGAAUGACUAGAACAAAUUUAAGUCACUACAGCAAGAUGUAUUAUUAUUGUCUUGCAUGAAGUGCACCCCAACAAUGUCCUUGUAAUCUUGUAUACAUCUUAACACUCCACUCAUAUGACAUACCAUCCAAAUCAGAAAUGGCUUAACAACUGCAUAUAACAAUAUGUACGGAUGACAAUUUUUUCAGAAGAGAUAAAUUCUCUUCGAUGUUGAGAAAUUAUUAUUUCCAUUUUUCCCCAUUUUAUGAAUUUUAUUAUUUCCAUUUAUUUUAUGAUAUCCUGUAAUUAAUGUAAUCAAGUUUACCUAGUAGGAGAAGAUUUUGUUCUUGUUAUUGUAUGAUUUGGUUUAGAAGACAGUUAAGACAUACUAGUAAUUAUUAGAACAUCAGGUGACAUGUAACAAAUAGAAAGAAAGUACUUUAUUCACAGUUUUGAUGCUGAAGAUAUGCCUUAUUCAAAGUCAUCUGGGAUCACAUUUUCAAUUUUACUAUUUCGUUUUUUCUCUCCUUUGCUUCAACUAUGUCCAGAUUUUGGUGCCUCAGAAUAUCACAGUUAAGUUGAGCUAUUUAUUGAAUGAAAGAAUGUUUUUCCUCUCCAUUAGAUAGAUUAAUUGGAGAGAAGGAUCAUAGACAGUUAAUUAAGCAUUUGAGUUUGAAGAGAAAAAGGGUAUUUUCUAAUAGUUAAUAAAUGUAAUAUGAGCAAUAAAAAUAUGCCAUUAUUAACCAAACUCAAGAACUUGACACAGAAUAUGAUGAACUGGAAGUGGGUUAAAGAUUUUGGGACAGUCAAGGUUACUCACAUGGGAUACCCUCCA